Molecule: messenger RNA, 258 nt
Organism: Acanthamoeba castellanii str. Neff
Lineage: Eukaryota; Discosea; Longamoebia; Acanthamoebidae
Exons: 3
Coding region: 1-258 (85 amino acids)
Source: RefSeq, a predicted model, not a curated record
AUGGCACACCAUGGGUACAUGAAGUAUCAGGACCACAUCUCGGUGGCCGAGUGUGAGCCUUGUCCCUACCACGUGUGCCACCGGGCCUACAUCCAGGUCGCGGACGACGAUGGGGAUGCCGAGUACAUGUGCGCCUGUGCCGCUUGCUGGUGGAGCUCAUGGCGCCUGGGCGACAUGCUGACGGGCUUCCUUUGCACGCCGUGGCACGAGUGGUGCGACUGGGACUGGUGCCUGUGCGCGUGCUGUGGCCUGCAGUGA